Fopius arisanus is the source of this 2884-nucleotide messenger RNA. RefSeq names its product lymphocyte cytosolic protein 2. The transcript is spliced from 8 exons. Lineage: Eukaryota; Metazoa; Arthropoda; Insecta; Hymenoptera; Braconidae. The record is from RefSeq and is a predicted model, not a curated record. The coding region runs from base 24 to 1676 and encodes 550 amino acids. Gene Ontology annotation, biological process: intracellular signal transduction; cell surface receptor protein tyrosine kinase signaling pathway.
UUAUCCUCCCGGUUACACGGAUAAUGUCCAAAUUGUCGCGUACAACAGCCCUUGCAUUGAUAUCAGACUGGAGUACAGAUGAUGUUAUCGAGGUGCUGAAGAAAAAUGCCCUGGAAGACUGCUGUCAAGCGGUACUUAAACGACAAAUCGACGGUGACGAGCUAUUGCACUUGACUACUGGUAAAUUAGCGCUGUGGAAGAGCGAUUUGUCACGGGACCAAAUAUGGACACUCUGGAACUUCGUGGAGUCGAUAGUGCGAUCUCCGGAGGACUAUGUGAGUCCUCCGAGUCGUACGGCACCAGACGAGCCGAUGAGCGACUCGGGCUCAUGGGGUUCGGACUUCGACGACCACGAGGAGCACCCGGAGGAGGCGCGAGCGGCACCCCAUCACGCAAAACCCUCAACAGAACGUAACGCAAACUUUCGGAAUAGUCUCGCUUUGUUCGAGCUCAACGGCAAGCCACCGACUAGAAAAACUUCCCUCAAAUCCCCGGACACCCCCGAGAGCAUCUACAUGAACUGUCCAUCGGACGAAGAGGACACGACGUACAUAAACGUAGAGCCCCAGAAGCUGCCUCCACCGAGAACCAUAUCCCAGUUUUCCAGCAAGCUGGAGAACUGCUUAGCCGAGAAAUUGAAGGAGGAGCUGAAACUCAUUAUCCAGAAAGAGAAUUCCACCGAGAAGAAACCAGAGAUAGCACCAAGACCGACUUUGGCGGCUUCCAAUAUUUCCAGACGACCCCAAAUGACCAACCCCAUACCCAAGCAGAUCAUCAAGAAGCCCUUACCUCCUCCAGGCACCCCCAAGAAAUUCCCAAAGGUACCAGAUCGUCCUGACGAACUCCCUAGGCCUCCCAAGAUGCUCAGGAACUUCGACCUUGUGGCGAAUUUACCCACUAAAGCCGAAGAGAGCGAUGACGACUACGAGGCCAUCGACAGCCAAGUCGCUCUUCAGCAUCAGCACACCUUUGGCAGUAAACAAUCAAUGCUAGGAUCCGUGGAGAGCGUCUACAAGCCCUCGAGCAGCACCACCAGUCAGGAGAAAGAGGAUGAUUUUUAUGAGUGCAUUACAGAAGCACCGGAUGAUAAUGUCUACUACGUGCAGCCUAUCAUUCCCCCGUCGAUUUCAACGGGUCCGCCGCCCCUGCCGUCGAAGCCGAUCACCCCCGGAGAUGCCCCUGCCCCCACAAAUCCUCGGAAGAUGAGCCUUCAGCAUGAGAGACCGCCGGAGAAGAAGCAAUCUCCACUGCAUCACUCUGGUAGCAAUUCGUCGCUGUCGGAGAUGAGGGCAACGAGACCACUUCCACCACCUCCUGACAGACUGACUUACGUCGAUCAAUCGUGGUUUCACAGUAUCACCAGGGAACAGGCAAAUGCUGUUAUCAGGGAACGUCCACACAACGGUUAUUUCCUCCUGAGGCCUUCGAAUACAAACCCAAAUAAUCCAUUCGUCCUCACCUUAUGGUUCAACGAUGGCGUCUACAACGUACAAGUUCGAAAACGACCCGACAGCAGAUAUGCCCUGGGCUCUCCACGAGCGCAAGAACAAUCAUUCGCGAGUGUCGAGGAGAUCGUUCAAUUCCAUUCUCGCGAAGAGCUUCCCCUCUGCAGAGGACGUGUGCAAACGGGGAGCACGUUGCUGACGGAUACGCCUCCCAAGAGAUUGAAUCCCUGAAUCACCAGGUCACACAGCUCAAUGGAAACACGACGCCAGACUGAUCUCAUCGUCAUCCCCUUAUUUCCUUUAUGACUGAUUUCUAAAAAAAUCUCAUGUGCAUGACUUCAUGCAAAUUCAUCUCGUUUCGAUUUAAUAUGAGUACGUCAUAGACAUGCGUCACCAUCCGAUAACGUCCAUAUUUACUUAACGAUGAAGUUCUUCAUUAGAUUAUUAAGCGAACAACGGUUUGGAGAGCGAAGUGAUAAAGUUAAAUACAUCCAAUUUUACAGACUAAAAAUAUUCAUUGAUCUAAAAAUUAUUGAUGCGAAGAGAUAAACGGUGAUAAGUGUAUUCAAUUAACACGUAAUUAACAAGUCUUCGAGGAAUCUAUUUUUUUCUUUUAUAAAAAGAAAAAGUGAAAAUUUGAUAACCACUCACACCUCAAAUAAUUUUCUGAAAACGUGAUGGGGGAAUUAAUCGAUAUGUUGAACUUUAUCUCUUUGUCCUUGCAUUGAUUUUAGGUGAAAAUAUUAAGAAAUCUUUCUGAUGGGUAUUUGAAAAUAUUCAAAAAAUUCUGCAGGGAUUCUAUUAAGCUAAGAACGGCUGGUGUCGAAAUAUUUUAAUCCAUAAUUAUGGAAACUGUUAAUUCGGUUGAUUCCACUUUAUCACUUCGUCGUGAGUUUUAUUCAAUAUUUAUUAUUGAGUUUUUUAAUGAGUUCUUUUGAUGUGACGAACACUGAGAUCUGCUUGUACGUACCUACACGCUUUUGAAAGAGAUAGGGGAAUCCUCUAGUGUUUUUAAAUAUUGGGCCUUGACUUGACAGAUUUAUUUAUGGACAGGUCAAUUAACAAAUUCAACACGAGGCGAAUUCCCCGCGUUACUUGAUUACGAAUAUGCAUUUAUUUUAGAAUAAAGUAUUUUAUAUUUUAUAUGCAAUCGACAAUCAAAAUUUGUUAUUGUAUUUCAACGUUCAAAUCAAAGGCGGGGAGAACUAGCAGAUUAAUUUCAUGUGAUUGUAGAUGAGAGUGACGGUGAGGCGAAUGAAAUGAAAUUUUAGUAAUGGGUCUCCGUUUCGAAGAUAUUUUUUUGGACUUCGAAUUGAGAAGAAAUUCAUUCCAUUCGUGCUGCAUAUUCGAAGAUUGCUAUUUCCCUCCACGCACGCCUGCUUAUGUACAUUUUAUAUCGAACAAAUAAAAGAGGAAUUGAACCAUUCUGAGGAUUUCUA